Messenger RNA from Pimephales promelas (fathead minnow), 1958 nucleotides. It is a transcript of the gene rnpc3, whose product is annotated as RNA-binding region (RNP1, RRM) containing 3. Gene Ontology annotation, molecular function: protein binding; U12 snRNA binding; pre-mRNA intronic binding. Gene Ontology annotation, biological process: mRNA splicing, via spliceosome. Lineage: Eukaryota; Metazoa; Chordata; Actinopteri; Cypriniformes; Leuciscidae. The record is from RefSeq and is a predicted model, not a curated record. Gene Ontology annotation, cellular component: U12-type spliceosomal complex.
AUCAGGUAUCAGAUUUCCCCGACCUCAUUUGACACGCCCACAAACUUAGUGCGGAAGAGGGUGAAUUUGAACCGGAAUCAUGGCAGAGACGGACGAGGCCGACGUUCAAACAAAGAAAAGCAAAACCCUCAUCGUACGGCAUCUGCCCAGAGAACUCAACAGAGAUGAGAAAGAGGAUCUUCUGAAAUAUUUUGGUGCCUCUUCCGUAAGAGUUCUGUCAGAGAAGGGACCACUUAAGCAUAUGGCAUUUGCAACUUUCAGCAGUCAGACCUCAGCCUCUAAGGCGCUGAACAGACUUCAUCAGCUGAGAAUCCUUGGUCACACACUUGUGGUUGAGUUUGCUAAAGAUCAGGACAGUGUCAGUGUUUUGAAAGACCCACCUGUGUCUGACAGUGGUGCGGCUGCUAAAGCUGAAAAGGGGAAGAAAGAAAAACAACAGCACAAUGUUCCUAUGAUGGACAACAGCAUUGCUCCCAGUCUGGGGUUGAAAUUUCAAACAAAUCCAACGCUGAAAUAUUUAUACCCUCCUCCUUCAAGUGGAAUUUUGACAAACAUUUCACACACACUUUUGAGCGUACCCAAGUUCUACGUUCAAGUUCUUCACUUGAUGAAUAAGAUGAACCUCCCCAGCCCAUUUGGGCCGGUGACCGCUCGUCCGCCAAUGUUUGAGAUGCACCCAGGCCCACUGCCGCCCAUGCCCCCACCCUUCCCCCCACAGAACCCUCCUCUGCCGGAGCACGAGGAGGGGGCGUCGGGCAGUGAAGAAGAAUCCGAGUAUGAGAGUGGAGAUGAGGAAGAUAAAGAGAGGAUGAUCAGACUGAUGGGCCUUGUUAAUCAGCCAUGCAAAAGACCGCUGAGAGCAAAGACUUCUUCCAAGAGAAAGAAACCCAAACUAAAAGAUUUCCUGUUAAUUCCCAAACCGGAUUCCCACGGACACUCAGGCCCAGUCCUGCAGCCAGCAGACGUGUUUGAGCAACCUCAGACGCUAGGACAGAAAAAAAUUGAGUUCCAUAUAUCGGCUGAGGUGUCCACCAUCCUCGAGGGGCCCGGACCGAAUCAAGAGCAGCAAAUCGCAGAUGCGACUGAAGACACGGCAGACGAGGAGGUUUCCGCUCAGGAAGCCUCAGAAGGGUUCGGGAAGAUCUACCCAAGCGCUCAGGUCCCCAGACAGCAGGAAGAGAAUGAGGAAGAUGAGGACAUCCCCUCAGAGUUCAUCUCUAGGAGAGAGCUAGAGAGAGCAAGACUCUCCAGAGACGAGAUAAAGAAAAUGUCUGUGUUUAAAAAUUACGAACCCGGAGAACCAACCUGCAGACUUUACGUUAAGAAUAUUGCAAAGCAAGUCAAAGAAAAAGAUUUGAAGUUCAUCUAUGGGCGGUAUAUCGACAUCUCCUCAGAGGAAGAGAGAAACAUGUUUGAUAUUGUUUUGUUGAGAGAGGGGAGGAUGAAAGGUCAGGCCUUCAUCGAACUCCCCAGUGAGAGAAGCGCGGAGAAGGCCUUAAAGGAAACCAAUGGAUAUAUACUCAACGACAGACCUCUUGUGGUGCAAUUCGCCAGAUCUGCAAAACCUAAACCGGAAUCUGCUGACGCAAAGAAAGGAGGGAAAAAACACUAAACUGAUGAUGUUGAUGUUGCAUCAAAUUACCUCAAUCAUGAGCCUACAAGAGCUCCAUCUUUACUUCAUAUCCUUUAAAAUAUCCUUUAAAAGAGUUAUUUUAUCAAAAAAUAUAUAGGUAAUAAUAACUGAAUUCUGAAAUGUCAAGUAAUGUUUUUCUGCUUCAGCACUGUCCUAACCAAAAAAUAUUCACAUAUUUUCCCUUUUAUUUUAUUGCAGACUGCCGCUGUUGAGUCCUCUUGGGCUGAAGUUCAUCAUCAUCUCUUGUAAUAUAUCUUUUUUUUUAGGAACUGAUUUUGUUGAAAUGUCUUGCAAUACAGUCAAAUAAAAUGAAAUAAUACUGCCA